GAUUAUUUAAUAAACAUUGUUUUUCUUUUUGUUUGUUUGCCUACGGUAUGUAGUUUCACCUUAUGCAGCGUUAAAAAAUUCCUUUUGGGGAAGCCGGCUAGCUUUAACAAUGCAAAACCAAGUAUAAUAAAUGGCAAAAAAGAAGUCCAGACGGGGCGCCGUUCUGCUUGCUGGUCCCGGUCAGCCACCACCAGAUUCUUCAGAUCAGGAUGAAGUUUCAUCACCAAAAGAGAGCACCCAACCAAAUGUCAGCGCUACAAAGUUACCUCCCGAUCUGCCGCUACGGCGUGCGACGAUGUUGGAGCAAGAUACCCCAAUGGCAGCUCGACAAAGAAAAGUCAGUCGGAGUUUUAAGGUGGGCGCGCUUGACACUCACAGAAAUAGUUUCUCUGGCACGCCUAGGUCGCUGCGCAAAGGGUCAGUAGCACCACCGAAGUCUUUACUUUCAGCUGAUACACAACCAAGGAGAUACUCGGUAAUGCAUGUAAAAAGCACUAACAUGCUUGGUGAAAAUGUACAGAUCGACAAACUUACACCGGCAAGUGAAGCUCUUACUCAACAGCAAAUAUCCGCAUUCAAAGAAGCGUUCGAUUUGUUUGAUAAGAACGGCGGUGGUACAAUCGAUGCAUUGGAAUUACAGAAAACAUUGGAAUCUGUUGGUAUCUUCUUAGAAGAAGAUGAAAUCCACGACGUUAUGAUGCGAUUAGAUAAGGAUGGAAACGGGGAAAUUGACUUUGAAGAAUUUCUAAACAUGAUGACGAAUACUGAAAUGUUUCUGGAAGCAUUUGCUUCACGUCACGGUGAUAAGCCAUCAGAUAUGCGUCGUGAACGGGACGUCUUACUGUUUGAUGCGUUAACGGAGUUCAUGAAAAAAUCAGCAUUAAAGGAUGCUCACGAAAUUGUGGGAUAUUAUGCAAAAACCUACAAGAAAGUAGUGAAGUCAUACAAUAAAAAUAAAGGUGCUCACGUUGUUGGUCAUUAUGCUGAUGGUGCUCGACUAAUCGGACUUACAGAAAAGCAGUUGGUAAUGCAGUUGAAGCAACUUACUUUAAGUCAGAAUUAUGGAAAUGACAGCGAGAAGUGCAGUCCGUAUGCACAACCUUUACAUCAGUCAAUGUUGAGAUCAGUAACCACAAAUGGUAGAAAAUUUGGAAAAAGACGAAAAAGAAAAAAACGGGAUUCCAAACGUGCAGCAUCCGUCGGUACUAAGCCUGACUCUGAAAGUGUUUCAACUGACACAUCAUCGUCUUUCCACGUACUUACACGGAAUCACUCAGUAUCCUCCGCUCCCCCAGCUAUUCCAGCACAGGCUUUACGAAGACAUGCUUCGGAAGCUCCAUCGAAGAAGAAAGGAAGAAUUAUUUUGAAAGUGGUCAUGAAUAGGGAUACGGGUAGGAAAGACAGUAAUGCGAAGCAUGAUGACAGAGGAGAACAUCCCGAAGUUCAGAAACCGGAAGAGAUACAAAAAGAUAAGGAUCUUGUAGCUGAACACAAACCCGGCUGGUUGAGUCAGCGUAACAUCAUGUACAAUGUGGAUAUAAGUCUUCCGAUAAAAUACAGACACGUGCAAGUGGAUCGCUUACCACGACUGCGUCAGAAGGUGGAGGAAGCAAAAACUCGUUUUACUUCAAAUAUAGCAGAAAAGAAAAUUCAGCAUAAUAUACGACAUUAUAAAGAACUAGAUUCAAGACGAAUACCUUCGCCUGCACUUAAUAAUCAAUUUAUAAAAGUAUUCUGUGCGUAUAGUUGCGCUGAAACGAACAACAAGACGGCAGUAACGAUCAAGCAGUUGAAAAAAUUGGCGGACAGAAAAUAUUAUAACGGCGACGGUAACCAACACCAGCAGUAUUAUAUUCCAAGCAAGGAACCAAAAUCAGUACGAUGAUCUUAUUAUGCAAUAUACAAAAGAGAGAUUUCAUCAUGCUUUUUAUCGUUUUUUUGCGCUUUUAUUAUUACUUUUGUCUUAAUAAAAAUCGCAUAUAAAA
Messenger RNA from Styela clava, 1985 nucleotides. RefSeq lists its product as uncharacterized. NCBI's taxonomy places the organism in Eukaryota, Metazoa, Chordata, Ascidiacea, Stolidobranchia, Styelidae. The record is from RefSeq and is a predicted model, not a curated record. Gene Ontology annotation, molecular function: calcium ion binding.